Molecule: messenger RNA, 1801 nt
Organism: Leptidea sinapis
Lineage: Eukaryota; Metazoa; Arthropoda; Insecta; Lepidoptera; Pieridae
Exons: 6
Coding region: 29-1690 (553 amino acids)
Biological process (GO): triglyceride biosynthetic process
Cellular component (GO): plasma membrane
Molecular function (GO): long-chain-alcohol O-fatty-acyltransferase activity; diacylglycerol O-acyltransferase activity
Source: RefSeq, a predicted model, not a curated record
UUUGUUCGUAUAACACACGUUAGUAAAUAUGGAGGAAAUAAAUGAAGUAUUGAAUAGGUCUUUGCAAGAUUUGAAUAUCUUUAAUGCUUCUGAAGAAUUGAGAAGCAAUCUUGAUGAUUCAGAUGGUAUUAAUGAAAAAAACACUAGUAUUUUCAGUGUCUUUGUAUGUAUUCUUGCUGUAACUCUGUCCUUCAUACUUGGAUUUGAGUACGACAGAGUAUUUAACAAAGUGAAAAUAAAAAUUGAUGUAAAAAGUCUCCUAAGAACAAUAGUUUUAACGCUAUUGUUAUUAUUUUUACCAGUUUUAUUAGUACUGGUUACAAUAAGUCUUAUUUAUAAGUGCAUCUGUUUAAUUGCCAUUAAAAUAAGUGACAAUAAUUUUGUUGAGUUUCUGCACAGCUUUGAUGUUUUCUGGAGCUUAGAAGACGGUAUAAAUAAAAAUGUUAUAGAAGUACUAGGUGUUAUAGAGACUGAUUGUCCAUAUGCACUUGUAGAUAAAAUAAAAGAAAAAAUAUCUGAUACUAUUGGCGAUGAUGCAGUGGCAAAGAUGUUUUAUAGAAGACAUCAAAAAUUCGGUUUCUUCUAUUGGCGGAAGAAUAAUAACAUUGAUGUUAAUGAAUAUGUGAAGGUAUUAAAAAUAGCUCAUAAAGAGAGUCUGUCUACUAAAGACAUGGAAAACAUUAUGACAGAUUUAUCGAGUCGUCCACUACCAUUUAGUGGAGAUGGGUUAUUUGAAAUUUUAGUAACAAAUAUUGAAGUUCACAAUUUAGAUGAUCGAGUCGAAAAAUAUGCAAUUAUAUUCAGAAUACAUCAUUCAGUUGGAGAUGGUAUAGCGUUGAUUGAACUUUUGUGUAAAAUUUUAGCUGAUAGCAAAGGAACAGAGAGUUUAUUUAAGGCACCUGAAAUUGGUAAUCUAUUUGAUCAUAAUUUAAGAAGAGACUAUGCUGACAUUCCAAGAAAUCUAUAUAAAAUGGCCCUAAGUUUUGCAGACGGAAUUAUAAGAUCGUCUGAUAUCAAUGCACUCCAUGGGCCAAGUCUAGAAGGGAAGAAACUGUACAAGUGGAUUGACACAGAUGAAAAUUUUCUGCAGAUUGUAAAAGAAAUUAAGAAAUUACAACAUGUUCACUUUUCUGAUAUCUUAACAGCUGCACUUUCGAAUGGUUUGCGGGAGUAUUUUAUGCAGAAUAUGCUGAGGAUCCCUGAUAAAGCUGCAGUGAUAAUUCCAAUUAGAUUGAAUUCGAAGAAAUCUUUGAUUUUGGAAAACAACUUUACAGUCAGCAUUUUAGACUUACCAUUAAAAGAAGAUCUAGCAGAUAUUAGUAGUAGCUGUGAAGAACUGCGGAAAAGUGCUGAUCCUUUGACAAAUCACUACUUGUUGAAACUCUGCAGUGUUUUCCCGAACAGCAUACUGAAGACCUUGUUUAACAGUAGCCAAGCGACAAUGGUAUUCAGCAAUAUACCUGGCCCAAGCCAUUUAAGUUUAUGCGGUGGAUCCUUGCAAUCUUUGGUGUUCUUUGCACCAAAUAAAGGGACUACUGGCGUCGGAGUCACAGCGCUAUGCUAUGGCGACGUAUUGCGAUUUGCAAUAAUGGCCGAUACAGCUCUAGUAGCGAGACCAGACGACCUGUCAUUGAUAUUGGAAGGAAUGGUCAAGGAAAUCAAGAGGCUUCACCUGGAUUAUCUAAAUUAGGGUCUUAAUGCAAGAGGGCUGUGGUGAUUUUGACUUCUCAGUAAAAGAUAUGGAGAAGGUCAACAUUUACACAGUCCAAUGAACACACCAAACUUUAUAUUAUACUGUUAA